Molecule: messenger RNA, 1948 nt
Organism: Mytilus californianus (California mussel)
Lineage: Eukaryota; Metazoa; Mollusca; Bivalvia; Mytilida; Mytilidae
Product: chorion peroxidase-like
Exons: 14
Coding region: 99-1931 (610 amino acids)
Biological process (GO): response to oxidative stress
Molecular function (GO): peroxidase activity; heme binding
Source: RefSeq, a predicted model, not a curated record
GCAUUUGCAAAACGAUUGUCUAACAGGAGUAUAUCACAACAAUCUAGAAACAUAUCAUUAGCCAGAGUUUUAUAAUACUAUUUGUCUUUGCUGUUUGCAUGUGUGCUGCAGGUAAAAUGAGAAAGAUGUCAUUUAUUACCAUUAUUGUUUCUACAUUGAUUUUAAUAGAAACUGCAACUUCGCUAGAAGAUUGUCCGAAAAAUGCGAGAUAUAGAACAAUUGAUGGGUCAUGUAAUAACUUGAGAAAUCCCACUUGGGGAAAAGGUGAUACCAAACUGAGAAGAUUGACGGACAAGGAUGGAAAUCCAAUGGUGGCAUAUGAGGACGGAAAAAGUCUUCCUAGAGGUUACCCGAACAAACUACCAAACCCAAGAACUCUCAGCAAUUUGGUAUCAGAUUCGGCUUUAGGACCAACGAAUCAGUAUGAUCGAUGGAGAACUGGAGAGGUCAUGUGUUUCGGUCAAUUAAUAUCGCACGAUUUCAUUGAAACGGCUGUGCCCUCUGAUGUUGACUGCUGCAAUAAAAUGGAUCCACAUUUUGGCAAUAUUGAUGUUUGUUUUCCUUUUGACGUUCCUUCGGGGGAUUCAAGUUUUCCACCUAGCUGUAAAAACUUUGUAAGAUCAAAUGCCGCUACAAAGAACAACAACUCACCACCUUACAGGGAACAAGUGAACUUGAUAACUUCAUACAUUGAUUGUUCAUUUUUGUAUGGCAGUAGGAAGAGUAUAGCAGAAUCAGUAAGACUACCAAACAGUUUCCUAAUGAAGACAGAUCCUGGAAACCUUUUGCCUUCAAUCGCUGGUGGAGGCUGUCUAAAAGACACCCCUAAAGUCCGCUGUCCGUUUGCAGGUGACAGCAGAAGUGUUGUGGUACCAUAUCUUAGUCUUAACCAUUUGCUAUUUGUCAGGGAACAUAAUCGACUGUCUACGCGACUUCGAAAGCUCAACUCAUGCUGGAGCAACGAAAAAGUUUUCCAGGAAACUCGCAGAAUCAUCAUAGCUCAAGUUCAACACAUUGUCUACAACCAUUUCUUACCAGCUGUUCUAGACAAACGCACCAUGCGAAAAUUUAACUUGUUCUCUAAGAAACGGGGUUAUGAUAAUGUUUACGAUGAUCAAAUCGAUGCGUCUGUUUUUAGCAGCUUUAGUGGGGCUGCUGCUCGUUAUGGUCAUUCUCAAAUAAUGUCAGAUGUGUCAGAGUUAAAAGAUGAUUAUACUACUGUAAUUACUCACAAACUUGAGGACACUUUUUUCAAUCCAUAUCUAUGGCAACAACAUUAUGGAUCAAAUAUCAAAGAUCUUACUAGAUGGAUUGCACUAAAACAAACACAAAAAAUUGAUAAUUUUUUUGUAGACGCAAUUCGUAAUAAACUAUUCUCGAACAAGAAUCCACCAGGUACAGAUCUAUUUGCAAGAAACAUACAUCGAGGACGUGAAGAAGGGCUCCCUGCAUACAAUGAGUGGAGGGACUAUUGUGGGCUCGGAAAAUAUGAAUAUUUUUAUGAGUUUGGUGAAUUUGGCUCCGCACUUGCAAGUGUAUAUAAGUCAGUUGACGAUGUUGAUUUGAUUGUCGGUGGUCUUUUAGAGAAAGGAAAACGUGGAAGCGUUGGUCCAACUUUUGCUUGUAUAAUGGGUAUACAGUAUUCUCGUUUUAAAGUUGGCGACCGAUUUUGGUACGAAUCAGAUGACCCUCAUUUUGCUUUCACAAAAGAUCAGUUGAACUCUAUCAAAAAAGCCACUUCAUUAUCGAAAAUAUGGUGCAAAAACUUUGGCAUUGAAUUUAUACAAAAGAACAUAUUUAAAAAGCCAUUGAAAUAUAAUAAGCUACGUCGAUGUAGGAAUCUUCGAGAUAUCAACCUGUCCUUGUGGAAAGACCAUGAUUGUGUUUCCAGUUCUUACUAUGUUUACUCGGGUAAACAUUUUGUACAAUAAAUAAUAUUGUAUCAGCA